UGAAGAGUAUCCCAAAAAUAGUAUGAGCUCGGAUGAUGAUGAAACCGGUGUCUAAGGGUGUGCCUAGAGAUGGCGACCCCCAAACAUACCUUAGAAUCACGUUGCCCCCCUCGGAUUUGAGUAGAUCUUGUACUUUCCAAAAGUCAACUAUGAAUAGUGUAUUUUGAGCUAAGAACGUAAGUCGUGUAAGGCAGCAAUGGAUGAAGAUGAAACUCAGGAUAUAAGCUCCCACACCGAGAUGAUGAAGCCCCAAGAAAAUCUCCAAAAUCCACCGAGCCGUUUAGGAGCUAAGAACAAAAAUUUCCGUCAAGUGAAUAGUAGAUGUGCGCUGUUUUUUACGGUUGUUUUGUGGAGAAGAAGAAUGGAUAUCCAAGAUAUUACACCCCAAAGAAGAUGGAAGGGUAAUAUAGAAGAUAUACAAACUUCGGUGGUGGAGGUGGUGGUGGUUUGCGGUGGUGGAGUGGUGGAGAACGGUCGUGAGAGAGCAAAGAUGACUGUUGGCCUCUUUGGAGAGAAAGCUCUC
This is a messenger RNA of Cuscuta europaea, 523 nucleotides long. The record is from the annotation of a GenBank genome assembly. NCBI's taxonomy places the organism in Eukaryota, Viridiplantae, Streptophyta, Magnoliopsida, Solanales, Convolvulaceae.